AGAUAGGAUAAAUUAAUAGGUUUAAAUAUUAAUAAAAAUCCUCAAUAUGGAGGGUGAAUCUAAUAUUCGGGAGAAUACUUUCCAGCAGAUUCAACAUCCUUCGCAUCAGAAGGGUUUUUAUCAGCGUACUAAUGAACAAUCGUUAAGUCAAGAAACAGUCCAUUCACAGUUAGGAAAUUCGCUUGCGGAGCAGGAGGCAUUAUGGACUCUUCUGCAGCAGCAACAGAGUCAGUCUUUACAGAAUCAUCAGGGAUAUUAUUCUACGCCUAAUCUUGGAUGGUCAAAUCAAGGAUAUUCUCAGUUUCGAGCGUAUCCGCAACAAAUAGCACCAUCAUCGCGAGGAUAUUCGCAAUACGCACAAUACCCGCAUCAGAAGCAACAAUCGUAUGCAUCUUAUGCACCUCAGCAUCCAUAUUAUUCACAAGGGUUGGAUUAUGGUUAUACGCAUCAUCAUACGUUACAACAUUCAUCACCUCAUAUACAACAUUAUUUAGGGGGAAGAAUGAAUGCACAUGCGCAUUCAUUAUCAUCAAUGCGAAUGAAUAUUUCGAAAAAUAUUAUUGAUCCUACACCAGGAUAUCAAAGUGCAAUACCUAUAGUUGCAUCAUUAAGUAAUACAACAAUGGAUAUUAUAAAUGUUCCGGAGGAAAAGAAUGAAGUAUUGAACGAGGCUGCUAGUGAAGUUCGAUAUGUUAUAUCUGAAUCAUUUGAUAGAACAGUAGUUCCAUCUCUUAAAAGUUCAAUCCCACCUGGUAUAAAUCAUCAAGAAUAUACAAGAGAUUGUGUAAACGCGGCAAUUGCAUCUAGACUGUCACCAUAUCAUCUUUCUGAAUCAGAACAUUUAUUGUUAAGAACACAUCUUACUCAUCUACAAAUUACUUCAUAUUUAAAUAUUCGUAAUGCAAUUUUACGACUUUGGGUUAGAAAUCCACUGCUUUAUGUAGAUCAAUAUGAAGCACUUGGGAUUGCGCAUGAAGAACGACAUUUUAAUCUUGUAAAAGUUUGUUGGGAACUUUUAGUACGAGAAGGAUAUAUAAACUUUGGAUGCAUUAAUAUACCUAAAUCCUUGGUUACGCCCUCUGUGGGAACAAAGACGAUAGUAGUUAUUGGUGCUGGUGUAUCUGGUUUGGCAUCAGCAAGACAACUUGAAUCUCUUUUUCAGAUAUUUUCUAAUAGAUUUGAUCAUCAAAUUCCAAAAGUCGUCCUUUUAGAGGCUAGAGGACGUUUAGGGGGGCGUGUUUAUUCUCAUAAAUUGACAUCUUCGCCUACAGAAGAGGAUUUUCCAAAGGAUAAAUCUUCAACUGUAGAAUUGGGGGCGCAAAUAAUAACAGGAUUUGCCAAAGGUAAUCCAUUAUCUACACUUCUUGUUAAACAACUUGGUCUUCCGAUGCAUUUUCUUUCAGUACAUAAUAUUACUUUAUAUGAUUCUAAUGGGAAGAUGGUCUUUCCUGAUACCGAUUCUAGAGCAGAGUUAUUGUUUAAUUAUAUUUUAGAAAUAGCUAGUAAAUUCAAAUCUAAAGAAACUUCUAUAAAUGCUAAAAGAGUGCUUGAAGGCGAUAAAAAUAUGGUAGAUGCAGGGGUUGAGCCCAAAAGUGAAGGUGGGCGUGUUAUUGCAAAAAUUGAAGAUAAUGAAGCAACAAUACCAAUUAUGGAAGAUUAUUCGGAAAUAAAUUCAAAGGAUUCAAACAAACUAGAUCAAAGCUCGUCAGAAGAUCAUGAGAAGAAAAAUGAUCAUGAUUUGGUUUCUGUUUUACGGAAAAUUGGAUUUCAAAUAAAGGAAAAUGUACCAAUAGAUAUAAAUUUUGAUGAUAUUAUUUCUGAGCAGAAUCCUACCUUGGGUUAUGCUAUGUCUAAAAUUUUAUCUCAAUAUCGAUCAUUAAUAGAUUUAACUGAUCUUGAUAUGAAACUUUUAAAUUGGCAUUAUGCAAAUCUCGAAUACGCAAAUGGAACUAAUCUUUCUAACUUAUCUUUAUACCAUUGGGACCAAGAUGAUGGAAAUGAAUUUAAAGGUGCACAUGCAAUGGUUAAGGGAGGAUAUUCAACUUUGGCAUAUGCAUUAGCUUAUAUGCCUACACCUUUGGAAAUUCACUAUAAAACUAUUGUUUCUGGUAUUUCAUAUAAUGACAAAAAAGCUGUAGUAUAUUGUGAAGAUGGUACGGUAAUAGAUGCAGAUAAGGUUAUAAUAACUGUUCCUCUUGGAGUCUUAAAAAAAUCAUCAAUUCAAUUUAAUCCUCCACUUCCUGAAUGGAAAAUGCAAUCUAUAGAACGCCUUAGUUUUGGAUUAUUAAAUAAAGUAAUUUUAGUAUAUGAAAAUUCUUUUUGGGAUGUAAAUGUUGAUGUUUUUGGUUCUUUAACAGAACCGGAUAAUCAGGGAAUAUAUGAUAAAAACAGAGGUCGUUUUUAUAUAUUUUGGAAUUGCAUUAAAACUUCAGGACAACCCGUAUUACUUGCUCUUAUGGCAGGAGAUAGCGCCAUUCAAAUGGAAAACGAAACUGAUAAUGAACUCGUACAAGAAGCAACAAGAAUUCUUCAGAAUAUAUAUCCAGAUCAAAUAAUACCUUAUCCUAAAGAGACUAUUAUUACACGAUGGGGCAAAGAUAAAUUUUGUUAUGGAAGUUAUUCUUAUGUUGGCCCUGAAGCGUCUGGUAAAGAUUAUGAUAUUAUAGCAAUGCCUGUAGAAAAUACUCUUUUUUUUGCAGGAGAGGCAACAUGUAGAACGCAUCCUGCUACUGUACAUGGAGCGUAUCUUAGUGGUCUCAAAGCUGCACAAUUGGUCCUUGACUCUUUAAUUGGUCCUCUUAAAAUUCCUGCAAAUGAACUUCUCAUUCCAUUGAAGCAGAAGGGCGCAAUGGAUCCAUCAUCUAGAACUAAACGAAAGGCACAAGACGAUUAUAAAGCACAAUUAGCUGAAUUUAAAGAUGCUCAGUUAGAAAAACAUAAUAAAGAAGUUGAAAGAGUUAUUCUAGAACGAUUGGGGCCAAGACCAUCGGCACCACAACGUUCUACUGGAAAUCCUUUUCUUGUUUUUCAAAAAUCCCAGUGGAAUUAUUGCAAAAAUAUUGCUGAUAGAAAUAAACAAAAAGAGACAGGUAAUCCUCAAGCUAAAGCUACUAAAAAUGAAAUAAGAGCUACACUUGGUAAAACAUGGAGAAGUUUAACUGAUGAUGAGAAAAAGCCAUUUUUUGAUAUCGUUGCUGAAAAUAGACUAAAUUUUUCUAAUCUCAUUGAAGAAUAUAACACUAUUAUUAACGAAUAUAAUAUUAAAACUGAAGAAAUAAAGGCAGAAAUGAAAGCCAGGCUAGAUUCUAUACCAAUUUCUCAAGAAGAAUUAGAAUUAAAAAGACUUGCUAAAGAACAAGAUAUUCAAGAAAAAAAAAUUAAAGCCGAAAGAAAAAGAGAGCAAGAUUUAUUUGAAGAUGAUUCAAGUGAAUCAUUCGAUGACGAUUAUCAAGAUAAUUUACGAAAUGACCCUUCAUAUAGAGCAGCAACAUACUUAAAAAAACAUGACGGAUAUUUCAUUGUAUAACCAAACAAUAUUUUUAUGGAUUACAAACUUGACGG
Molecule: messenger RNA, 3561 nt
Organism: Pneumocystis carinii B80
Lineage: Eukaryota; Fungi; Ascomycota; Pneumocystomycetes; Pneumocystales; Pneumocystaceae
Exons: 4
Coding region: 47-3526 (1159 amino acids)
Molecular function (GO): protein binding; oxidoreductase activity
Source: RefSeq, a predicted model, not a curated record